GUAUUGCUCACAGUCACACUCAGUGGUCAGUGGUGGAGCUAAAAGAGUUCAAUCGAAACCUUCUUUUGGAAAAUGAUAAGCUAGCAAAUCCUUUUUUAUAUAUAUACAUAUGAACUAUUGAAACCCUUCGUAGGAAGAAUGUAGCAAUUUUGCAUGUUUUAAUUCCCAAGUCAGGUGUAGAUAUGGCGGGGAGUCUGGUAGGAGGUGCUGCUUUGGGACCAGUGUUUGAUAUAUUCCUCAAGUCCGUUAUAGAUGUUGGCGUAAGAGUUGCCACUUUCCGAUCCAAGAUGAACCACUUGAAAAUGACUCUUGAAUAUAUCAAGCCUGUAUUUGAGGACAUAGAGAAUCUGAACAGGAAGUUGGAAGGCCGAGAUCAAGAAAUAGAACUGCUCAAGAAGCAGUUGCAGGACGGGGAGAAGCUCGUGCUCAAGUGCUCCAAAGCUAAAUCUUACGACAUGGUGAAAAAAUGGCACUACUCUAGGAAACUGACCAAGUUGGAAAACUCACUCCUGCAGUUUUUUCAAAUGCACGGGCUUCUUUGUGGGUGGAGAGACAGUAAACGUAGUCUUGGGAUGACUGUUGAAAAUAGUCAAAAAUUGGAUAAAAUCUGCUCUUUCUUUGAAGAAUCAUCGCUGAAUGCAGGGAGUUCAAGAGGAUUUUCAGGAUGGUCUGAUGUACCUGAAUUUAUAGUUCUGGACUUUUUCGUUGGAUUACAAGUGCCCCUUCAAGAACUAAAGUUAAUGCUGCUAAAGAGGAUAUUGAUCCUGUGCUAGUCAUUUCUGCUUCUGCUGGCUGUGGGAAGACUACUUUAGCAUCUAAGCUUUGUCAAGAUGAAGAUAUCAAAGGUCAUUAGAAGUUGUAGUGGUUUUCCGCUGGCGCUUAAAGUUGUUGGCGGAUCACUGUAUGGCCAGCCUGACGCGAUAUGGAUAAAAAGAGUAAAGAUGCAGCCUAAAAGGAAUAUACUAUUUGCUACUGAGAAUGAUCUAUUUUGUUCCUUAGAAGUGAGCAUAUAGAAGAAGAGCAACAAUUAGGGACAAGCAUGUUCUGUCGCUAAUUAUUUCUUUACCUAUUUCCGGCCAUUAUAUCGUCCUUCUCCACUUCCUCGAUUCUGUUGGCAAGAAUUAGUUAAUUUGAUGAGGAAAGAGCAAUGGCACAUCAUUCAGCAGAAAAUUCCAUUUGCUAACUUCUUUGUGUAUCUAGUUUCGGCACUUACCAAAUUACAGAUAUCUACUAUUACUCUUAGUUGAAUAGGUUCUUGAUCUAAUAGUAUAAUUAUCAAAUUCAUUAUGUUUUACAGAAAAGAUGCACCUGCCUGUCUUGGAUUGUAUAAUGUGCACUACAUCACACAGCAUGAUCUGCUGAGAGAGUUGGCCAUCCACCGGUGUGAUGAGAAGCCAGUUGAAGAGAGAAGGAGACUAUAUGUCAACAUUAAGGGGAAUGACUUUCCCAAGUGGUGGUUUGACCAGAGACUGCAACCAGUACAGGCUCGGCUUUUGUCUAUAUUCACAGAGGAGACCUUCUCCAUUGACUGGUACGACAUGCAAUUUCCGUAUGCUGAAGUGCUAGUUUUGAACUUUCAAACAACGGUCUGCACCUACAAAUUACCCCAAUUUAUGGAGAAAAUGAGCCAAUUGAAAGCUCUGAUUGUGACAAACAAUGGCUUCUCCCUAGCUGAAUUAAGUAACUUUUCAGUGCUUUGCUCUUCGCCCAAUCUGAACAGAAUCAAUUUGGAGCGCAUCUCUAUUGCAUCCAUAUUUACAGGCAACCUUCAGCUCACAAAUUUGCGGAAAAUAUCCUUGAUCAUGUGUGAGGUUGGGAAGGCAUUUUCAAAUUCAGUUGUUAAGAUGUCUUCAAUGUGGCCAAAUCUUGUAGAGAUGAGUUUGGAGUACUGCAAUGACUUAGUAAUACUACCUGCUGAUAUAUGUGAUCUUGUUCAUUUAAAGAAGCUCAGCAUUUGUUAUUGUCAAGAACUAAUUGCACUUCCUGAAGAAGUUGGAAAGUUGGAAAAUUUGGAAAUACUAAGGGUUCAAUCUUGUACAAAAUUAACCGAGCUACCAGAGUCCAUUGUGAAACAUCAGAGGUUGUGUUUUCUUGAUGUAUAUGAUUGUGUAGAUAUGGAUUCCAUGCCAAUGGAAAUAGGUCAAUUGUCUGUUAGUCCCGCCAAUAUUGCUGUAUUUAUAAAUAAUAAUUCUGGAAAAUAUAAGCUUCUUUACAGAAUCUGCAUGGGAAGUCGGCUGGGGUUCGAUGAGCUUCCCCGUUCUGUGAUAAAUCUAGUGAAGUUGGAGCAUGUCAUAUGUGAUGAAGAAACUGCCUUGUUAUGGGAACAGUACAAGGGAUGCCUGAGAAAUCUGAGAAUCAAUGUGCUAAAGGAGGAUAUCAACUUGAAUUUAAUUUGCUGCAUAAAUCAUCAUUUAAUCUGAUGUAACAUUGUUUAAACGGCUCACUUUUGCUUGCUUUUGUUCUACUGGAUAGUUGUGUAUCUG
This is a messenger RNA of Nicotiana tabacum (common tobacco), 2483 nucleotides long. The record is from RefSeq and is a predicted model, not a curated record. Lineage: Eukaryota; Viridiplantae; Streptophyta; Magnoliopsida; Solanales; Solanaceae.